AUGUCUCAAAGGUAUUCUGACAGUUCGCUAGAUGAGAAGUCCAAGCUACUGAGGUAUCGUUUGCACUCUGAGUUGCGCCUGGAUGAAGACGGUAACCCUGCUCCUGGGCUCCCCAGGCCACGGGACUCCCUGAAGUCAAUGGAGGAUGCCGUCUUCCAGGCGGAGUGCCCGCUGCCGUGUGAGCCCCACCACGUCAUCCUGAGCACGGAGAGCCCCGCUGCCCUCAAGGUGGGCACCCAGCAGCUGAUCCCCAAGGGCCUGGCCGUGUCCACCAAGGCCAAGACGCCCACCCGGCACCAGAGCUUCGCCCUGACCAUGACCAGCAAGGAGGCUGCCUCCCGGGACUCCAAGAGGCUCUCUGCCCCCAGCUUCUCCUGGGAUGACCUCGACGUGGACGUGACCUCGGCAGGGAUGCUGAAGCGCAACCUCCGGAAUCAGUCCUACCGCGCAGCCAUGAAGGGCUUUGGGAGCCCGGCGGAGCCCAAGCCCAUCCCUACCCUCAAACCUCUGGUGGAAGAGCCGGUCCAGGCACGAGCACGGAGCCCGGCCAGGAACAAGAAGACUCUUGGGAGGAAGCGCGCACACAAGGGCUCUUUCAAGGAUGAUCCUAGGUUCUACCAGGAAAUCCGGGAGAGGGGCCUGAACACCAGCCACGAAUCAGACGAUGAUCAGCUGGAUGACUGCUUGAGCCCAGAGGGACCUCGGAAGGUAGACGCCACAAUUGUGGUGAAGAAUUACCGGCCUGCCCAGGUCACCUGGAGCCAGCUCCCUGAGGUGGUGGAAUCUGGGCUGCUGGAUCAGCUGUCCCCGGAGGAGCGGAAGCGGCAGGAGGCUAUUUUUGAGAUCAUCACUUCAGAGUUCUCCUACUUGCACAGCCUGGGCAUCCUCGUGUCAGAGUUCUUGAAAUCCAAGGAGCUUCGGGGCACCAUGACGCAGACGGAGCACCACCACCUCUUCUCCAACAUCGUGGAUGUCCAGAGUGCCAGCCAGAAGUUUUUUGAAGACCUGGAGAGGAGACACAAAGAGCACGUGUGCGUCACCGACAUCAGUGACAUUCUAGAGGACCACGCCUUAAACCACUUCCACCCCUACGUGGCGUAUUGCUCCAACGAGGUCUACCAGCAGAGGACCCUUCAGAAGCUGACGAAUUCCAACCCGGGUUUCCGAGAGGUCCUGAAGGAAAUCGAGAAGAGACCAGCCUGUGGGGGCCUGCCAAUGAUCUCCUUUCUCAUCCUCCCCAUGCAGAGAGUGACCCGGCUCCCUCUUCUGAUGGAUACUCUUUGCCUGAAGACCCAAGGCCACCCAGACCGAUGUAAAGUUGCCAACCGAGCGCUGAAGGCCAUCAGCAAGUUGGUAAAACAGUGUAACGAGGGGGCUCACAAGAUGGAGAGGACGGAGCAGAUGUACAACCUGCAAACGCAGCUGGACUUUGGCAAAAUCAAGGCCUUUCCCCUGAUCUCUGCCUCCAGGUGGUUACUGAAAAGGGGGGAGCUGUCCUUGGUGGAAGAGCCUAGCCUCUUCCGGAAGAUCUCCAGUCGGCCAACUUGCUACCUCUUCCUGUUUAACGACGUUCUGAUGGUCACCAAGAAGAAGAGUGAGGAGCACUAUGUGGUGACGGAUUAUGCCAAGUUGGACCAGAUUCAAGUCAGGAAGGUGGAGCCCGAUGAAAUCUCGUUUCCAGGAGGGAGCAACCGUAGCUCGUCCAUCCCGUACCCCUUCCAGGUGACCAUGCUGAAGAACAGUGAAGGGAAGCAAGAGCAGAUCCUGUUGUCUUCAGACUCCUCGAGUGACAGGGCCCGGUGGAUCACUGCCCUGGAGCACAACGAGAAUACGGAGCAAGGCCUGGCCAGUAAAGGAGACCUGCACCAGGUGGAGAUCACCAAGGCCUAUUUUGCCAAACAGGCUGAUGAGAUCAACCUGCAGCAGGCCGACGUGGUCCUGAUUCAGCAUCGAGAAGAUGGCUGGUUUUACGGAGAGCGGCUGCGUGAUGGGGAGAUUGGCUGGUUCCCCGAGGAAUAUGCCCAAGCCAUCACCAGCAGAGUGGCUGUGGAGGGCAAUGUGCGCAGAUUGGAACGACUUAGGGUGGAGACAGACGUGUAGGCGACUCACCAGAGCCUUCUUGGAAUUUCUAAGCUUGUCUGGGGGCAAGCGUUUCAGCAGAGCCUGGCUCUCUUCUCGAGGGUUUGCGGUCCCUGUGAGCCUGUGAAGCCUUUCCAGGGAAUCAUUGGGAUCCCAGCCAGGCCUCUUUUCACCAGGAAUAGGAGGGUGCCCCUUCCCAUUACCCUUUUCCUUGGGCCAGUCAUCGUUCAAUUUUGGGACGCCUGACUGUGUUUGGUCCUGAGUUUGCCCCCUUCUGUUGAUUAUUCCCCCUCUCUGAGCUCCAGGCUGCCCCAAAUUAACUUGAGGUGAGGCCACUUUGGGUGGGCCAGAGAGUGCCCAAAUAGGGACAUCCCAUGGCAGUGCACUGUCUUCUUAGCCAGUACCCCUGUCACACAUUCCAAGGAUGACAUUACAAAGGAAAUGCUUAAUCCUAAAGCAUUUGCAUUUCAGAAGGAGGCAAGCAGGGAGUGGGCAAUGCUUGGUCAGAGGGAAUGAUGGGAAGAGGAAGUAGACAGAGAUCAGAAAAGACUGGAUGAUGUGUCCCUACUAAGGCUUCCCGACCCAGCCUCCUCCCCAGCAAUGAUCUGCCUUUGUCCGUCCUGCCAGGUGGGUGUGGAUGCACAGAAGGACUUGCAAGCCCCCGAUGCUGGCCCUGAGGCUGAUGAACCAGGGGAGAGGCACCGGACUGUACAAUGUUUAUAUUGUGUUUU
Molecule: messenger RNA, 2810 nt
Organism: Dromiciops gliroides (monito del monte)
Lineage: Eukaryota; Metazoa; Chordata; Mammalia; Microbiotheria; Microbiotheriidae
Gene: ARHGEF16
Product: Rho guanine nucleotide exchange factor 16
Exons: 14
Coding region: 1-2100 (699 amino acids)
Biological process (GO): activation of GTPase activity
Molecular function (GO): guanyl-nucleotide exchange factor activity; protein binding
Source: RefSeq, a predicted model, not a curated record